Messenger RNA from Echinops telfairi (small Madagascar hedgehog), 1578 nucleotides. RefSeq names its product BICD family like cargo adaptor 2 (gene BICDL2). Gene Ontology annotation, biological process: vesicle transport along microtubule; Golgi to secretory granule transport. The record is from RefSeq and is a predicted model, not a curated record. The transcript has 9 exons. The coding region runs from base 1 to 1518 and encodes 505 amino acids. NCBI's taxonomy places the organism in Eukaryota, Metazoa, Chordata, Mammalia, Afrosoricida, Tenrecidae.
AUGAGCUCCCCAGAGGGGCCAAGCUUCCCAUCGUCAGGACUGCUCUCGGGGGGCGCCUCCCCCAGCGGGGACGAGGGCUUCUUCCCCUUCGUGUUGGAGAGGCGCCACUCGUUCCUGGGAGGGGGCCCAGGGCCCGAGGAGCCGGAGGACCUGGGCCUGCAGCUGCAGCGGAAGGAGAAGGACCUGCUGCUGGCCGCCGAGCUGGGCAAGAUGCUGCUGGAGAGGAAUGAGGAGCUGCGGAGGCAGCUAGAGACUCUGGGCGCCCAGCACCUGGAGCGUGAGGAACGGCUGCAGCAGGAGAACCAUGAGCUCCGGAGGGGCCUGGCCGCCCGGGGAGCUGAGUGGGAGGCCAGGGCUGUGGAGCUGGAGGGGGAUGUGGAGGCCCUGAGGGCCCAGCUCGGGGAGCAGCAAUCAGAGCAGCGGGACAGCGGCCGAGAACGAGCCCGGGCCCUGGAUGAACUCGCUGAGCAGAACCUGCGGCUCAGUCAGCAGCUGGCCCAGGCCUCCCAGACGGAGCAGGAGCUUCAGAGAGAACUGGACACCCUGCGGGGGCAGUGUCAGGCACAGGCCCUGGCCGGAGCCGAGAUGAGGACACGGCUGGAGAGUUUAAAAGGAGAGAACAAGAUGCUGCAGAGUCGACGGCAGGACCUGGAGACCCAGAUCCGGGGUCUGCGUGAGGAGGCAGAGAAGGGUCAGGGUCGGCUGCAGGCCACCCACGAGGAGCUGCUGGUACUGCGGCGCGAGCGGCGUGAGCACAGCCUGGAGCUGGAGCGCGCGCGCUCCGAGGCUGGGGAGGCGCUGAGCGCGCUGCGGAGGCUGCAGAGACGGGUCUCGGAGCUGGAGGAGGAGUCCCGCUUCCAGGAUGCCGAUGUGUCAGGCGCCUCCCUGCAGUCUGAGCUCGCCCGAAGCGUCGACGGCGACCAGGACCCGGAUGUGGAUGGGCACGGAGACUCUCUGACUCAGGCCCCGGAGCCACUGGCAGCUUCCAGUCCACAGCCUGCUCCCCAGGAGGACAGCUUGGAGCCCCCCAAGAAGCGAGCAACCCUGAGCUCAGCGGAGAUGCUGGAGGAAAGGGAGGCAGAAGUGGCCAGGCUGCAGGAUGAGGUCUCAUUGCAGCGGGUGGAGCUACAAUCCCUGCACGAGGAGCUAGAGAGGCAGAGGGAGCUGCGCACCCAGGAGGACCCAGAGGGGGCCCUGAGCAGCGCCCUGUCAGAUCGAGAGGAGGCCGUGAACAAGGCCCUGGAACUAUCCCUGGAGCUCAGCCGCGUCUCUCUGGAGAGGGACUCCCUGUCUCGGGAGCUACUGCGCGCCAUCCGCCAGAAGGUGGCGCUGACACAAGAACUGGAGGCCUGGCAGGAUGACAUGCAGGUGGUGAUUGGACAGCAGCUGCGUUCGCAGCGGCAGAAGGAGCUCAGUGCAACCAGGUCCACCCCGCGCCGCGCCUCACCCCGUUUUUCGCUACGCCUGGGCCCGGGGCCCGCCGGCAGCUUCCUCAGCAACCUCUUCCGAAGGACCUAAAGGCGGCCAGGGGUGCUGCCCUUGCCCCCGCUGGGGCUGUUUCCUCUUGGAGCCAAUGGC